This is a messenger RNA of Haemonchus placei, 948 nucleotides long. The record is from the annotation of a GenBank genome assembly. NCBI's taxonomy places the organism in Eukaryota, Metazoa, Nematoda, Chromadorea, Rhabditida, Trichostrongylidae.
AUGACGGACACGAGUACUGUGGAAUGCGCGGAAGAUGCCAACAAUCCAAAUGAAUUGCCCCGAACGCAUCCUCACAGUACUUUGGAUUCGCAUCGUACUCUUUGGAUGGGCGACCUUCAACCACAAUGGGAUGCGCAGUUUAUUCUGGCGGCUUUCAAGGAACUUGGACAUGAGCCAUCAACCGUGAAAAUGGUUACUGAUAAGCAAACUGGUGUGAAUUGUGCCUAUUGCUUUGUGGAGUUCAAUACAGCAGAUGAAGCACGGGAUGCGAUGCUGAGAGCGAAUGGCCACAAGAUUGCGAAUAGUGAACCACGAUCGCGGUUCAACCUCUCAUUUGCGAAUGACCCACGAGUGCCGUCAAUAGAAUUCAACCUAUUUGCUAACAACAUCCAUCCUGACCUUGACGAUGCCGCUCUCUACCAAGUGUUUGGAGCACGAUACCGUUCAUGUCGCGGAGCUAAGGUGUACCGCAAUCGUGAUGGAUCAUCAAGAUGUCUUGGAUUCAUUCGAUUUGGCGAUCAGACUGAACAACAGAUGGCUUUGGUCGAAAUGAAUAAAACAAUCGUGCGAGGUCGUGAGAUUAUUCUCAAGCUUGCGGCAGCUAAGCAACGAUUGCCACGACAUCAGAUUCGAGACGGGAUUCAGCCACAGUUGGUUGCGGAUCCAUCGGUUGCGCCCACUUAUAAUCAGAUGGCUGCAUAUCAGCCGGCUCAACAGCAACCACAAGUGGCUUAUACCUAUGCUCAACCGCAAACAGCACUGGUACCACAACCUUCUGAAUUAGUCUAUCCGUAUAAUCCGACUGCUGAAGAGGCAAAUGCUGAACUCAUUGCUAAUGGUGACGCCUGGUGGGAGGAAUUAGAGGAGAGCAGGUGGUCGGCUUGUAUUGUGGACCCGUCAUGGACCGAGCGUGAUCUCUGUCUGCGACUGAAUGAUAACAAGUGGUGA